CUUCCACCACCUUCUUCUAGGUUCCUGAUCCUUCCACCACGUACCAGAUCCGGUAUUUAUAUGUAUCCACAAAUCCUGCAUAGAAACAUGGGCUCACAAAAGAUCCAGCUAACGGUCUUCGAGACCUUAUUACAAGACGAUACCCCAGUAUCAGGUGUCUCGUCAUUACCUAUGGCUACACCAAAGGCGGAGAAAUUGGAGGUCGAUCCUGUUGGGAUUGUAGAGGCGGGGGAUCAUUCCAACGACGACCAGCACACGCCUUGCCCUCCCGGACCACUCCUUCAGGACUAUGAUUCUUUUAGUAAAGGGAGUGUCGAGGGUGACUUUGCCUUCUUACCACCUUAUUACGAGGACGACGACGAGCAUGUAUAUCCUGAACCCGAGCUUGAAGAAGGCUUGGGUCAGACGGUACCCGAUUUUAAUUCAUCGUUGGCAUCCCUUCCUCUCACCGAGGCCGGAGAAUGGAUUCCGUCGUGGCUUCAGGGUGUGUCACAAGCACAGGGGAGUGACUCCCCUCUUAUUUCCUCUCGGCUCGUCGUUGAGCAGGAUGUUGCUCAUAACACGGGGACGCGCUACAAGCGCAAGCACUCCGUUGCACUGUCCGACGAUGCUUCUCAGCGCCGCGUCCCUCUAGGUCCGCUGAGCCUGCCCUCCGUCUCUCAGAGGGCACUACCUAAACAUACGCCUCCUGACUGAUGGCGGCGACUCGCCUCAUCCAUUGACCCUCGUUGGCCUGAAACGCCCGCAUCCAGCUUAUAUUGCUGACCGUAUUUCUCGUAUACAACGUCAUGCUCACGGCGGGAACAAGCACCCGUCUUACCAUAUGCCUUCGGCAGGACAAGGACAGCGUCUUUGAUCCGCAUUUUUCCUACCAUUCCAUGGCAAUGAUACUACUCCGUUUUUCCCUUGUUUCCCCAACAGCGGCUGCACCUAUCAGCAU
Molecule: messenger RNA, 940 nt
Organism: Guyanagaster necrorhizus
Lineage: Eukaryota; Fungi; Basidiomycota; Agaricomycetes; Agaricales; Physalacriaceae
Exons: 5
Coding region: 61-696 (211 amino acids)
Source: RefSeq, a predicted model, not a curated record